UCAGGAUAUAAAGUUGAACAUCACACAGACUCUGAUUUUCAUUUGCUCCCACUGAGACUCAAAGGGCAGAAACAGAAACAGCCAUCAGACAUGAAAGGAAAAGGCGUUGUGCUGUUCUUUGUGUUGCCGCUGGUGUUCGGCCAGCAAAAGACCUACACCUGGGACGUGCCAGGACAAACCCUUGCUCCAGACCCCAUCAACCCGUGUCUGACUGACCAGGACUCAUGUGGUUGUUGUGUGAUGCAGAGGAAAAAAUGGCAGUUAGAAGAAUAUUUAAACUCUAGUAUGAAUUCACUGGAGGAUUCGCUGGCCAGAGCACAAAACACACUGAGAAACAUAAGAGAGAAUCGAGUGGCGUUUUCUGUGGGUCUAACCGACAGGAGACGCUGUAUUGGUCCGGCAAGGACGGCAAUAAAUGUGGUCUAUCAGAGCAUCUUUAUCAACAUUGGAGAGGCCUACAACUCAUCCACUGGUGUGUUCACGGUUCCACGGUCAGGCGUGUAUAACCUGGCAUUUACCGUGUUCAGCGACGCAGGCUCACCAGGCGCAUUGCUGUCCGUUUGUACCAGUAUCAGGAGGAAUGGUGUGGCUCUAGCAGCACUUAGGGAGAUGUAUGAUCAAGACCAGGAGGACCAGGCCACAGCGGUCUUACUCGCGCAGCUAAGAGUCGGCGACCGUAUUACCAUCAGUCUCCACACUGGCUGCUGGCUCUGUGAUGAUCAGAAUCAUUACAACACAUUCAGUGGAUUUCUGCUGUAUGCUACAGAGUGAAGCUCACAAACACACACAUACACAGACUUUAAAGGCUAAAUUAGUGAAGAGCUCUCAUAGAUGCAAUGUAUACAACUAUUUGACCGUAUAGACAAACCUAGACACACUCACUCACACACACACUUCGGGU
Molecule: messenger RNA, 901 nt
Organism: Rhinichthys klamathensis goyatoka
Lineage: Eukaryota; Metazoa; Chordata; Actinopteri; Cypriniformes; Leuciscidae
Product: complement C1q-like protein 4
Exons: 4
Coding region: 91-771 (226 amino acids)
Molecular function (GO): protein binding
Source: RefSeq, a predicted model, not a curated record